Molecule: messenger RNA, 1644 nt
Organism: Penaeus vannamei (Pacific white shrimp)
Lineage: Eukaryota; Metazoa; Arthropoda; Malacostraca; Decapoda; Penaeidae
Source: RefSeq, a predicted model, not a curated record
AUGUCAGUCUGCAUGGUAUCAGAUGUGCCUCGCAUAACACCACCACCGCCCGUCAAGUGCUCCCCGAAUGCAUGUGGCUUUAACACUGAAUGUAGAGUUACUAAUGGUAUUCCUAUAUGCUAUUGCCUCCCCAGCUACACGGGCGACCCUUACAAAGGUUGCUCACCCACUACCACAACUUCCCCCCCGCUAGUAGCUGUCCCAGGCUCCUCAUCCCCCCCGCCUUUCCAUCCCCCUACUACUCCAUCCUCUCCCCCCCGUCCACCCAUUGAGUGCGAGGCUAACUCACAUUGCUCACCCUCAAGAACGUGUAUCAACCAGCGCUGCGUCGAUCCCUGCACUGCCAGCCUCCCUUGUGCUGUGGGGGCAGAGUGUACUGUCAUCCGCCAUCGCCCUGUGUGCAGAUGUCCUUCAGGCUUCCAGGGAAAUCCGCAGAUUUCCUGCACUCCCAUCCCGACUACCCCCAAACCAGACUGUCUUGCUGACCGUGACUGCCCACUGGACAAAGCAUGCGCAGGGAGGCAAUGUGUUGAUCCUUGUCGAUUAGCUAACCCAUGUUCACACUUGGCUGAAUGUACUGUUGUUGGACAUAUGCCAGACUGUACAUGUAUCUUAGGUUACGUCGGUAAUGGUUAUUAUUGUGAACUCUCUACUACAACAUCAACAACACCUGGACCUAUUGCUCACUUUCCUACUCACACAACCGUCCGCCCUGAAGUUGCUACCCGUCCUCAAAGCCAUGAAGUGGAAUAUGAGUGCACCAGAGAUUUUGAGUGCGAUGAUGAUGAAAUGUGCCAUAACAGAGAAUGUGAACCUGUCUGUAUAGUGUCUAAUCCCUGCACAGGUGACAACACUGCAUGCCGUGGAAUCAAUCACCGACCUGUGUGCCAGUGUCUUCCAGGAUUUGUUGGUAACCCAUUCAUUGAAUGCAAGAGGCCUUUGCCGUCCACACCAUCACCAGAAUGUCUUUCUGACCGAGAAUGCCCAGAUAAUAAGGCUUGUGCUCAAAGAGAAUGUAUAAAUCCAUGUAUCUUAUCAAAUCCAUGUUCAUUAUAUGCUGAAUGUACAACACGGGAUCACUUCCCAGUUUGUACAUGUAUUUUAGGCUUUACUGGAAAUGGGUACUUCUGUGACAGGCUCCCACCAAUAGUGGAGAUACAAACACUUCCAACAAGUGUUACAAGACCACCUAUUGCAGUGACAACUAUCACUCACAGUCCCAUAGCUGAGUAUCCUACUACAGAGCAUCCUCGACCGAAAACUCCUAGCCCAAGGCCACCAUUCCUGCCACCUCUUCCAUCCAUUAGUGUAGGAUGCAAAAGCAAUGAUGACUGCCCAUACAGUAAUUCCUGUAUAAACAAACUUUGUGUUGAUGUGUGCCAUCAAGGUUACUGUGGCAAGAAUGCAGAUUGUUCUAUCAAGUUUGACAUCCCAAUGUGUUCUUGUCCACCUGGGACAUCUGGUGAUCCUUUUAUCAGAUGUAAGGCAGUAGCCACAGAAGCUCCUCCAACCACACUUGCUCCCCUUGCAGACACACAUAGUCCUCUGCAAGAAGCUCCUUUGAAUCCUGUUCCUCAACCACAAGAAUCCCUGAUACUGCUUUUAUACAGCCUACCACCAUCCAUUCUUUGCCACCACCCAUAA